UUCACGCCGCCCUGUGUGUCCGCGGUGAGACCCCGUACAUUCUGCUUUGUGGCGGUCUCAGUGUUACGCCCAUUGUUUUUCGUUUUCAGUUUACGUCAGCUCCUUUAUUGCUGUUUCGUGACGGAUAUUUACACGGCAUAAAGCGAACUGUAUUUCUUCUGUACAUUUAAAUGUAAUCUUGUGUUCCGCCGUCUUUCAUCUUUCCGUACACGUUGUCCUCUCCGAGGUUCACUUGAUUCGCGAGACCACCUGUAGCUGCAGCUAGCGUCCUUAACUUAAGCUAACUUAGAGUUAGAAUUACUGUAACUGUUGGGAAAAUCAUCAUCAUCAUGCAUCAUUUGAGUUAAAAAGCACGAUAUACACUUCUCCAGCAGAGAGAGAGAAUGGGUAUUUCGGGAUACUGUGUGUGUAGAAACAGGCUGAUUUGGCGCGUACUUUGCAGACAGGGUUAGUGACGUGUAGUUAGUAGGCUGGUGUACACUGACAGGGUGUUGACCAUCUCUCACAAGUGUGAUUUACCCUUAACCCUUUCAGCCUGGGUUUGGACUCAGGACUGCUACUAUCUCCACUCAUGAGCGUUAUGGACUCACAUAAAGUACUAGCAAUGGUUUAGUUUGGCUGUGAGUCACGAUGACCUUCCAGAAGAACCAGUGGGCGGUGUGUUCGAAUCCCACUCGAUCCAUCCUUCUGUCCCUUUCGCUGGGCCUCGCGGUGCUCUCGUUCACCGCCUGUGUGUGUAUGCGCUGUGUGUAUAAACAGUCAGCGGUGGCAGCCUCGCACGAAAUGGGCAUCAGAGCGCUGAAUGCAUGGGAUCAAGUGCCACGCGUGCAGAAGUUUUCAAGAAGCCCUGUAGACCUCCAGCGGAGCGCUGGGUCUCGCCUCGGUGGACCACCAAAGGGUGAUGAGUGUGCGCUCCCGUCAGAAAGCCGCUUCGAUUGUGCACGGGACCGAGCCUUGAGCCGGGAGGAGUGCGAAGAACGUGGGUGUUGCUAUGCUCCCCUGACCCAGAGUAUCUCCAGUGGGCCACCCUGGUGCUUUUACCCCCCUUCUUACCCCGGGUACAGCAUGGGACCGCUCUCUCCCACUUCCCGGGGACAGGCAGCAACACUGACACGCUCUGUGCCCUCAUACCUCCCCCGGGAAGUCUCCACACUCCGACUGGAAGUCAUGUUGGAGACGGAGAACCGGCUGCAUCUGACCCUGAAGGAUCCUACUUCUCCACGCUAUGAGGUCCCGCUGUCAGAAACACAUCCUGGGAGCAGCAGUGAGGGCCAGGAACCCUUGUACAUUUUACAGUUCCUCCCUUCCCCUUUUGGAUUCACAGUACAGCGCAGAUCCAGCGGUCGUGUUCUUUUGAACACCACGGUGGCGCCCCUGCUUUUUGCUGACCAGUACCUGCAACUGUCCACCUCACUGCCCUCAGGCCUGAUCUCAGGCCUGGGGGAGCACUACACCCCUAUCAGUCUGGACCUCAACUGGACCUCCAUCACUCUGUGGAACCAUGACGUGGCACCUCACAGUGAUUUGAACCUGUAUGGAUCCCACCCAUUCUAUCUGGUGCAGGAAGAUGAUGGCAAGGCCCAUGGGGUCUUCUUGCUCAACAGCAAUGCCAUGGAGGUAGUGUUGCAGCCCACCCCAGCUCUCACGUGGAUCUCCACUGGGGGGGUCCUGGAUCUAUAUGUUUUCCUGGGUCCUGAUCCACAGGAUGUGGUCCGACAGUACCAUGAGGUGAUUGGGUUUCCCAUGAUGCCACCCUACUGGGCUCUGGGCUUCCACCUCUGUCGCUGGGGUUACACCACCACCAAUGCCACUCGAGAUGUGGUUCAUCGCAUGCGCAGUGCCGGCUUCCCCCUGGACGCACAGUGGAAUGACAUUGACUACGCAGACGGUCGGAAAGUGUUCACCUUUGAUCCUCAGCGUUUUGCUGACCUCCCUGCCAUGGUGAAUGAGUUCCACCGAGAAGGCCUGAAAUAUGUCCUCAUACUGGACCCAGGGAUAAGCAGCACAGCUCCACCUGGAUCCUACCCCCCGUUUGAUGAAGGGCUGCAGAGAGGAGUAUUUAUCAGAAACUCGACUGGGCAGCUACUCAUAGGGAAGGUGUGGCCAGGUCUGACAGCUUUCCCUGAUUUCACGAACCCGGAGACCAGGAGCUGGUGGGAGGACAAUAUCCGUGCCUUCCAUGACCGAGUCCCCUUCGACGGCCUGUGGAUUGACAUGAAUGAGCCUGCGAGUUUUGUGAGUGGUUCCGUCGAGGGCUGUCCAGACACCGACCUGGAGAACCCCCCGUUUGUACCGGGGAUCAUUGGCAGGCAUCUGAAUUCUGGGACUCUGUGUAUGUCUGCUCAGCAGAAUCUCUCCUCUCAUUACAACGUGCACAACCUCUACGGGCUGACGGAAGCCAGCGCCACACACAGUGCCUUGGUGAAGGUUCGAAGGUCACGACCCUUCGUUCUGUCCCGUUCCUCCUACCCGGGUCUUGGUCGCUUCUCGGGCCACUGGACAGGAGACGUGCAGAGUGACUGGGACCAGCUACGCUACUCUGUCCCUGCGGUGUUGCUGUUUGGCCUGUACGGGAUCCCACUGGUGGGGGCAGAUGUAUGCGGUUUUGGGGGCGACACGACCGAGGAGCUGUGUGUGCGCUGGACCCAGCUGGGUGCUUUCUAUCCCUUCAUGAGAAACCACAAUGACAAGCCUAACGCGUCCCAGGAGCCCUUUGUGUUCAGUCCACAGGCCCAGGACGCCAUGAGGAGAGCCAUCUUGCUGCGCUACUCCCUCCUUCCGCUGCUCUACACUCUGUUCCACCAUGCUCACGUCUCCGCCAGCACUGUAGCCAGGCCUCUCUUCCUUGAGUUCCCCUCUGAUCCUAACUGCCAGACAAUUGACAGGCAGUUCCUGUGGGGGGAUUCACUACUGAUAAGCCCGGUCCUCGAGCAAGGAAUGACGGAACUGGCGGCCUACCUGCCCCCUGGGAUCUGGUACAGUCUGCACAAUGGACAACCGUACUACAGCAAGGGUCAGUAUCUUCUUCUCCCGGCACCGCUGGACACCAUCAACGUCCAUCUAAGAGCUGGUCACAUCAUUCCGCAACAGGAGCCGGCGCUGACAACCGGUGCCUCGCGUACAAACCCCUUUCUCUUGACUGUGGCUCUGUCUGCUGAGGGCGGGGCGUGGGGUGAGCUGUUCUGGGAUGAUGGUGACAGUCUGGAUACUUAUGAAAAGAAAGAUUUCUCCUUUAUAGUCUUCAGUGCAGGACAGGAUAAGGUGGUGAGUGAGCCCCUCAUGGUGAACAGAGCCCUGGAUGGAUUGCUGCUGGGAAGGGUUCGCAUUUUUGGGGUGCUGUCAGCACCUCAGGAGGUGCAGGCAAAUGGGGAGCAGGUGAAAGACAUCGUGUACCACUCUGACACCAAGAUGCUGACCGUGUCCGGUCUGCACCUUCCUAUGGCAGAGCCUUUCAUCAUCCAGUGGAUCCUCUGAAACGACCCAGAUGAAUCCUGGCACUGCAUCGUUUCUGCAACAGAUCAAAGUUCAGCAUGAUGUCCCAGUUGGGCCUAGUUUCCGCUGGAGGGAGAUGGAAGGAGAAUGGAGAGGAGAGGAGAGACAGGACUCAUCGCAAGGAUUAUGUCCACUUUGGGCAGGAUUGUAACUAAAACUCCGUUUUCACUUUUCUGCUCAGCGUACGCCACGCCACAUUUCCGUGUUCUGCUCGUCUCAUUCCUCCCCGAUAUUUUCUGAUCUGCUCUUCAUAUUCACAAAAAAGAAAAAAGUACGAUACUUCUGUUUCCUUACAAUUAAAUAUGACUGCAGCUGUUAAAUUCUGAAAUAAUUUUGUAUAUGCCU
Molecule: messenger RNA, 3837 nt
Organism: Scleropages formosus (Asian bonytongue)
Lineage: Eukaryota; Metazoa; Chordata; Actinopteri; Osteoglossiformes; Osteoglossidae
Gene: gaa
Product: alpha glucosidase
Exons: 19
Coding region: 631-3474 (947 amino acids)
Biological process (GO): glycogen catabolic process; lysosome organization
Cellular component (GO): lysosomal membrane
Molecular function (GO): alpha-1,4-glucosidase activity; carbohydrate binding
Source: RefSeq, a predicted model, not a curated record